Molecule: messenger RNA, 2322 nt
Organism: Rhododendron vialii
Lineage: Eukaryota; Viridiplantae; Streptophyta; Magnoliopsida; Ericales; Ericaceae
Product: transcription factor DIVARICATA
Exons: 2
Coding region: 773-1666 (297 amino acids)
Molecular function (GO): DNA binding
Source: RefSeq, a predicted model, not a curated record
UGCUACCAUAAAGUUGCAGUAUCCACAAACCCCAUAAACAUCCAAUCACAUCCCACCACCUUCAACCCCUCUCUCUCUCUCUAUCUCUCUCUCAGUAGAUCGCUCUAUCUCCUCUCCUUCAGUGGAGAGUGUUUCUCUCUCUUCUUUCUCAAAGAUUUUUUAGAUUCUUCCUUCAAGCUCGCUAAUUUCCUUUUCCCAUUCCCAUCAUCUUCUUUAAGCUUUCUGGCCUUUUCUUCUGUUCCCAAGCUUAGCUCAGGGAAAAAGCAAGAAAAAUCACACGAUUUUCGUGUCUUUUUCCACAAUUCCCCUGCAUUCAGGAUCCACCCCUUUCACAGUUGUUGGUUUUCACUUCCAGCUUUUUGGGUUUCCCUUGGAUUUGCUUCUGAGGUUUUCCUUCAUUUUCUUUCCCUAGAAACUGUCCUGGGUUCAGAUCUUUUAAGGGGUUUUCUUGGGUGUUUACAGUUUUAGGUACUUAUUUCUUCAAUUGUUAAAAAUUUCCAGGACAUUUUCUGCAAUUUUGGAAAAGUGGGUCUUUUUUAGAUUCCUCAAAUAAGGUUGGCUAUUGAGAUAAAGAUAUUCUGAUUCCUCCCAAAUUGCCUCUUGAUUUAACACUGCUAUCCCCAUUGUGAAAACUCACACCCCUUUCCAUUUCCUAUCUAGCUCCUCUGCCUCUCUUGCUCUGUUCUUUCCCCUGUUUCAUUAUAUAUUCAUAUAAAAAAAAAAUCCAAAAUCGCCAAUAUGAUUCAAUUAUGAGCCCAGAAAUUUCACCAUCAUGAGGUGGGGAAUGGAGAUUCUCUCGCCGGCAUCGUACCAUUCGGGCUCGAAUUGGUUGCUGGAGGAGAGCAGGAGCACAAAAUGGACCCCAGCAGAGAACAAGAUGUUUGAGAAUGCUCUAGCCAUCUACGACAAGGACACGCCGGAUCGGUGGCAGAGAGUCGCCGCCAUGAUACCGGGGAAGACGGUUAGGGAUGUGAUGAAGCAGUACAAGAAAUUGGAAGACGACGUUAGUAGAAUUGAAGCAGGGUUGAUUCCAAUUCCAGGGUAUAAUAGCACUUCUUCCCCUUUCACACUGGAGUGGGGAAAUGGCCAUGGGUUUGAUGGGUUCAAGCAGGGGUAUGGCCCCGGUGGAAAGCGGUCGUCGUCGGGUCGGGGUUCGGAUCAGGAGAGGAAGAAAGGGGUUCCAUGGACUGAAGAAGAGCACAAGUUGUUUCUCUUGGGCCUGAAAAAAUACGGCAAAGGGGAUUGGAGAAACAUUUCGCGUAAUUUUGUGGGAACUCGAACGCCGACUCAAGUGGCUAGCCAUGCCCAGAAAUACUUCAUUAGGCAGCUUUCUGGUGGGAAAGACAAGAGAAGAGCUAGCAUUCAUGAUAUAACCACCGUCAAUUUGAACGAUAACCAAACUCCGUCGCCAGAUGAUAAAAUGCCGCAUUCGCCAGACCAUUCAAUUGCGAUUCCCCAGCAUCCGAAUCCUGUUUCUGUGCCCAGAACACAAUUCCAAUGGAAUCAGCCAAACGGCGGAUUGGAUUUCAGCCGAGCAUAUGGAAACAUGUUCAUUUCCUCUCAUGGGAUGGACUCAUAUGGGAUUCAUAUGCAUGAAUCUCAUGUUGGAUCCCCAAACAUCGGUUUUCGGAUGCAAUCCACUCACCAUCACUACCCUCAUGGAUGAGAUUGUUGUGCUUUCUUUAGUUUUUUUUUGUGUUUUUUUUUUUCCUGAUCUUUUGUGAAUAUGUUAUUUGGCACUUGGGUUAGUUAGUCCUUAGUAUUUUGAGCAUGAUAUUGGAGACAGGACUUGUCUUGAUUUUGCUUGCAGAACUUCAAAUUCAGGAAUGUGGUAACAAGACAAUCUCAAAACUUGGGCCUUUCUGUUAUACAUGUUUUUCGGUGCAACCCUGGAACUUGCUCGGAUAGAACUUCGGUGAGAGAUAGGCAUUGGCAAAUGAGGAAGCAAAAAAAAUCUAAGAAACUACGGUUGAUCUCAGUGACGACUUUAACCAUUGAGUGACAGGCUGACAAGGACUCGGUAUAGAGUUUGGCCUCGAGGCAAGAGAGUGAACCAAAAGCUGUUGAUCUCACUAUGAGAGCUGAAGAAGGAUUCUGCUCCAUUGCAAAGAUCAAGAUCGAGAAAUGAAGUCUUUGAGUACUUGUUUGGAUAGAGAAGAAAUUCUAAAGAUAUCAGCAAGAGAAUAAAGCACCUUCAAUCACUAGUUGAAAGCUUUUCGCAUCUCAAGCAAAGACAUGUAUAAAUAGAAGAUGUUCUUUCUUGUAAGUGAUAUCCAUUAUAUAUGAAAGAUUCACCAGUUGUCUUUGUUUGAGCCAAGAAAA